Mycetomoellerius zeteki is the source of this 789-nucleotide messenger RNA. RefSeq lists its product as uncharacterized. The transcript is spliced from 4 exons. Bases 1 to 789 code for a protein of 262 amino acids. The record is from RefSeq and is a predicted model, not a curated record. Lineage: Eukaryota; Metazoa; Arthropoda; Insecta; Hymenoptera; Formicidae.
AUGUUGGAGUAUCUUGCUCAAGGAGAAAGCAUGCGGACCAAGCAUCUAGAAUUCAGAGUUGGAAAGUCUACAGUUUGCAAAAUAGUACCAGAAGUUUGCCGUGCUAUAUGGUGUGCUCUACAACCCAUUGUGCUUCCUACACUACAUGCAGAUGACUGGAGAAAAAUAAGUGAAAAAUACAUGCUGAAGUGGCAAUUUCCGAACUGUAUAGGUGCUUUGGAUGGCAGACACAUGAAAAUCAAAAAGCCUCCAUCCUCUGGAUCACAGUAUUAUAAUUACAAGAACUUUUUCAGUAUAGUAUUACUGGCACUCUGUGAUGCAAAUCAUAAAUUUACAUGGGUAGACAUUGGACAGUUUGGUUCCAUCAGUGAUGGUGGUGUGUGGAGAAAUUCUGAAUUAGCUACAGACCUUGCCUCUGGUGACGCUGAUAUUCCACCACCAACACCUCUUCCAGGAAGACAUGUUCCCUUUCCGCAUGUAAUUGUAGCUGAUGAAGCCUUUCCGCUUAAUACGUAUCUCAUGCGUCCUUAUGCAAAACGCAAUGGACUGAUCGAUCAACAACAAGACAUUAUUAAAGCUCUUGUUUGCCUCCAUAAUUUUAUUAUGAGCUCUAAUAAUGAAUCGGCCUCGCAGUAUUGUCCUCCUGAUUGGGUCGAUGUUGAGGAUGAGAACGGACUAAUUCAUGACGGUCGAUGGAGAACUAUUGGCUCUGGUGCAUUUUUUCAAGAGUUGGGUAGGACUGGAGCCAAUCGAGGUGGUUCGAUAUCGGAAGGCGUGCGUAAUUAUUAG